Molecule: messenger RNA, 1665 nt
Organism: Solanum pennellii
Lineage: Eukaryota; Viridiplantae; Streptophyta; Magnoliopsida; Solanales; Solanaceae
Product: histidine decarboxylase-like
Exons: 5
Coding region: 82-1479 (465 amino acids)
Biological process (GO): carboxylic acid metabolic process
Molecular function (GO): carboxy-lyase activity; pyridoxal phosphate binding
Source: RefSeq, a predicted model, not a curated record
CAAAAGCCUCCUUUAAAAACUCUCUUUGUGUAUUUCUUCAUUUCGUUAAUGAUCUAAGUUUCCCCACGAAUCUUGACUUGCAUGAUGAUGCUUUGCACUAAAAUGAUGAGCAACAUAGUGGCAUCUCUUCCAAGUGAGAAUAUUGUCAAUGGAAACAUGAAGAAAUUAGUAAAGGUGACAACACCAAGGCCAAGAAAGAAAUUGCAACUAGCCGUGAUAGAGCCUGGGUUGAGAAGUGGUGUUUCUUCACCUGACUAUAUAUUGGAUAAUUAUUUAAAAACACUUGCACAAAGAGUCAAAUAUCAUCUUGGUUUUCCAGAGAACAUAUUCUAUGAUCACCACGUUGCUUUAGCUCCACUUUUGCAAUUUCACUUAAAUAAUUGUGGUGAUCCUUUCACGGAAAAUCCUGUGGAUUUUCAUUCAAAAGAUUUUGAAGUGGCCGUUUUGGAUUGGUUUGCCAAAUUAUGGGAAAUUGACAAGGAUGAAUAUUGGGGUUAUGUUACUCAUGGUGGCACAGAAGGCAAUCUUCAUGGAAUUUGGAUAGGGCGAGAGUUACUUCCUAAUGGAAUCUUAUACACAUCAAAAGAUUCUCAUUAUUCAGUCUUCAAAGCUGCAAGAUUGUACAGAAUAGAUUUGGAAAUGAUCAACACAUCAACAAAUGGAGAGAUGGAUUAUUCUGAUUUGAAAGCAAAAUUGCUUCAUAACAAGGACAAACCAGCAAUUAUAAAUAUUAAUAUUGGAACUACAUUCAAAGGGGCUAUGGAUGACAUUGAUGUUAUUCUUCAAACACUUGAAGAUUGUGGUUAUUCCCAUGAUAAGUUUUAUAUCCAUUGUGAUGCAGCCCUCAAUGGACUUAUUGUCCCUUUCACUAAAAAUGUGAUUAGCUUUAAGAAGCCAAUUGGGAGUGUCACAAUUUCAGGUCACAAGUUCAUAGGAUGUCCAAUUCCUUGUGGAGUUCAAAUAACAAGAAAAAGUCACAUCGCUUAUCUCUCAAGAAAUGUCGAAUACAUUGCUUCUAUGGAUGCCACAAUUUCUGGAAGUCGAAAUGGCUUAACUCCAAUUUUGUUGUGGUACAGUUUAAGCUCUAAAGGUCAAAUUGGGAUACAACAAGAUGUUAAGAGAUGCCUCAACAACGCUAGAUAUUUAAGAGAUCGUCUUAAGCAAGCAAAUAUUAGUGUCAUGCUUAAUGAGUUGAGUACUAUAGUUGUGCUUGAGAGGCCUCAUGAUCAUGAGUUUACUCGUCAUUGGCAACUCUCUUGCGUGAAGGAUAUUGCACAUGUAAUUGUUAUGCCAAGUAUCACAAGAGAAACAUUGGACGAUUUCUUCAUUGAUUUGGUGCAAAAAAGAAAAAUGUGGUACCAAGAUGGAAGCGUUAAGCCUCCUUGUGUUGCAGAUGAUAUUGGUGCUCAAAAUUGUGCAUGCGCUCUUCAUAAUGGUCAAUAUAUAUUCCUUCAAGGAAACAAACUCCCUAUCGUCUAGAUGAUGAAAUCUCAGCUUCAAUGUGCUACAAUUGGAUGGAAUUAUAGGUUCUUUUCAUGUUCUUGUAGAAUCUUUUUUUGUCUAUGCUACAUAAUUUGUGAUUUCAAACUAGUUAAGUUGGUUGUAUGACGUCCAUAUGUAGAUUGUCUAAUUAAUCAAUAAAUAAAUUAAGGACUUCAUGUUAAG